AUGAGGUUCAGUCGAAGUCUCACGAGCCCAAAUACUCCAUUGGAGAUUCAGCGCGCGGGUCGCAAUGCUUUCCGCUGCAGCCCUAAGCUCCAAGUUCUCAUGGAGCAGUGGGCCAGUGCCCAAGGGGUGUGGACCCAAUCAGAUUUCUUUCUGCAGAUCAAGGAGAAAAAGAAGAACCGUCGGUUCGGAUGCCGAGUGUGGUUAACAAGAUCCGAAAUGACUGCAAAGUACGGAUCCACGACCAUAGCCCAGCAGAUCAUAGAAGCAAAGGAAAUUGACAAGGAAGCAUCAAAGACGCAGAUCAGGGCGCAUCCUGAUAUGCAUGGUGUGCAGACUGAGGAGAAGCAGAAGACGGAUGCAUUGAAGAAAGAACAGCGAAAGAGCAAUCAGGUCAUUACCAAGAUCGGGCAGAGCAUCAUGAAGGCUUCCAGCCUCGAAGACAAGCUGUCGAACAUGAGCGAGACUGUGAAGAAAGCCAUUUUGACCGAAGUGAAGCCACAUUUGAUCGCCCUGCGAGAUGCCCGGAAACAUCUCCAGAAGGCGAUUGACGAAUCCAAGGCGGUUGAUACAAUCAAGGUUCCAGUGGUGGACAAGAAGAGCCCCAGAGGGGUGUCUAUGGAAACGUAUCCUAUUCUGCAUCCCCACAGAAUUUUGACGUACUUAUUUGAUGAAGUACAGCUGGAGCUAGACCCUGCCAGUGUUCACCAAUACUGGGACCAUGCAAGGUUGAUGCAAGAGCCCUGGGCAGUAUCAAGCCCUGCAUCACGAGAUCAUGUGCCUUUAGGGUUACACGGAGACGGGGCUCGACUCUGGACAGUUUAUCAAGUGGAGAAACAGAUGUCUAUCUCCAUAAAUCUUCCUCUCUUUCGACCACGGGCCACCCGUUACAGUCGUUUUGUUGUCUUCACUUGUCCAGCUGGCAAAUUGUUCAAAAAUCGCACGCUCAAUGCAGUCUUUAGGAGGCUUGCUUGGAGCAUCAAUGCAUGCUUUGACGGUUUCUACCCGACGCAGGGUGUUGGUGGGAAGCCGUUGAAGGGUUCUGAUGCCAAUAUGGCUGGUCGUGCCAUAACUAAGAAUGGUUUGAGGUUUGCACUUACGGAAGUUCGUGGGGAUUGGGAGUUCCAUCGGGAUUGCUGGCGUCCUACCUCAUCAUGGCUUUCCACCACAAAACCCAUGUGCAUUCAAUGCCCUGCAGUAGCAAGUGGACCCACGGAGCUUCUCUAUUACAAUAACGAAGACAGUUGUACGUGGAACAAUCAAGAGUUCAACUUGGGGGAAUUUGUGUCCCAACGUCUCAGGGAUAAAAACUUGUGUCCCCUUCUCACAGUACGUGGGUUUCAUCCUGGGGUAUUGCGUUGGUGCUCCAUGCACGCAAUCAACCUUGGAAUUUUCUUUACAGCCAAUGGAGCAGCGUUGCUCCUUCUUUGCGAUGAUCUUGAAUUCUUUGGACCAGGGACUUUCAAACAGAAGCUGGACUCAGCUUACAAGGACUUUCUGGCAUAUUGCAAACGCCAUAAAGUCAACCACUCCCAGCCACCAUUCCUCCCCAAGAUGGUGAAGAAAAAAGGUGGCAAGAUCCUUUUUACUGCAAAAGCCUACAACGGCCGCUGUAUCUUGAGCUGGCUGGCAGACUGCCUUCUGACAGCUUUGGAUUCUUACCCAGAUCAUGAGGUAUUGGUGCUUACCAGUGCUGCCAUGACCCUUGACCUCAAAUUGGAUUUCUUUUUUAUGGUGCUCAUGUUUUUUCCGAUUGAUAUAGUCCGGAAAACUUUAAUGAUGAUAAAAGGAAAGGUAUUUAAACUAUAUCAAGGGUCUUGA
Molecule: messenger RNA, 1818 nt
Organism: Cladocopium goreaui
Lineage: Eukaryota; Dinophyceae; Suessiales; Symbiodiniaceae
Source: the annotation of a GenBank genome assembly